Molecule: messenger RNA, 1369 nt
Organism: Cygnus olor (mute swan)
Lineage: Eukaryota; Metazoa; Chordata; Aves; Anseriformes; Anatidae
Gene: EEF1AKMT4
Product: EEF1A lysine methyltransferase 4
Exons: 3
Coding region: 15-743 (242 amino acids)
Molecular function (GO): S-adenosylmethionine-dependent methyltransferase activity
Source: RefSeq, a predicted model, not a curated record
GCGCCGCCUCCGCCAUGCGGUCGGACCCCCCCCGGUACCGGGAGAGGCGUUACUGGGACGAGCGGUACCGGGAGGGGGCCGCCGAGCCCCGGGAGUGGUUGGGGGGCUUCGGCCGCUUCAGCGAGCUGCUGGAGGCAGAGCUGAGGCACGGAGACAGCGUGCUCGUCCUCGGCUGCGGGACCAGCGCCCUGAGCUACGAGCUGCACGAGCGGGGCUACCAGGACGUCACCAGCAUCGACUUCUCGCCCGCCUGCAUCGAGGCCAUGCGCGCCCGCUACGCCCGCUGCCCCCGCCUGCGCUGGGCCGUCAUGGACAUGCGCGCCCUCGCCUUCCCCGACGCCUCCUUCGACGUGGUGCUGGAGAAGGGCACCCUGGACGUGCUGCUGGUGGACGAAAAAGACCCCUGGCGCGUCUCGCCCCGGGCCGCCGCCGCGAUGCACCGGGUGCUGGCGGAGGUGAGCCGGGUGCUGCGCCCGGGGGGCCGCUUCCUCUCCAUCACCUUCGCCCAGCCGCAUUUCCGCGCCCCCCACUACGCGCAGGAGGCCUUCGGCUGGUCCCUGCGGCACGCCGCCUGCGGGGACGCCUUCCACUACUUCCUCUACGUCAUGUGCAAGGGGCAGCCCCUGGCCGCCUCCGACCUGGCCCUGGGGGAACGGCUCUGGCACCCCCCCGCGCCCCCCAGCCCGCCGCCCCCCCUGGAUGAGGACGAGGACGAGGACUACCUGCUCGCCAUCCAGCUGUGACCUGGCGGGGGGCACCCCCCCCGCCUCCUCUGUGCCUUGGUUGUGUGGAUUUAUGGGGUGUGAGCGAUGGGGGGGGGGGGGGGCCUCCUUGUGCAGGGGGGGUUUCCUAAGCGGGGGGGGGGGGGAGCAGGGCAGACAGGGCCGCGCCUCGCUCAUCCCUUCCCCCCCCCCCUCCCCGUGCUCUGCUCCUCUGGAGAGCAGCCAGGGCUCGGGGCUUUGCGGCCGGUAAUGAAACCGAAGCGGGUUUAAUUCCAGGCAGCCAGCUCGGGGGGAGCGGCCCCCGGGUCCCCCCCCCCUAGGCGGGACAGGGGGACACCCCCGCGGCGGGGCAAUAUUUACCGGGCACUAGGGCUGCUAUUUCUGGCGAGAGCCCUAAGUGGGUCAGCCGUGCCCCCCCCCACCCCGUGCCAGGAACCCGCCAAGGACUCUGGGGUCGGACCCCAAAACCGGUGACCCCAAAUCCUGGGGGGGCGGUGGUGAAGCGGGGGGGGGGAACAGGCAGGGAGAAGGAGCAGGCGGUGCCGGGCUGGCGUCGGUACAUGAAUGUAUUUUAUUCAUCGCAUUUUGUUCACCAGUACAGUGAAAAAUGGCAUUUAAAUUUACAAUGGAGCAUUCGUAGAACAUCA